AUGACAUCAGCAACUACUGUAACUAUUCUUUUCAUUCUCGUUUCAUCUCAUGUUUCCGAUGCUCUUUUCAAUAUAAUUGGCAGCACUCAGUCGGUUACUGUAACUGGAAAAUUUGUUUGUGAAGGACAACCGGCUAAUAAUGUUCUUGUGAAGAUGUAUGAUGAUGGAACCAUUUAUGAUUCAAAGUUGGGAUCUACGAGAACGUCUUCAGAUGGAACAUUCUCUGUAUCUGGAACGUACACAGAUAUCACUACAUUGGAUCCAAAAGUGAACAUCUACCACAGCUGUAAUUACAAUGGACCAUGCUCCAAGAAAGUGCAAAUCAAUAUUCCUGAUUAUGCCGUUGCUGAUGGAAGUAGUGCAACAACCAACUACGACAUCGGAACCUUAAAUUUAGCGAACCAAUUCAGUGGAGAAACCACUGAUUGCAUUCAUUAA
Molecule: messenger RNA, 438 nt
Organism: Caenorhabditis briggsae
Lineage: Eukaryota; Metazoa; Nematoda; Chromadorea; Rhabditida; Rhabditidae
Gene: Cbr-ttr-22
Product: Protein CBR-TTR-22
Exons: 2
Coding region: 1-438 (145 amino acids)
Cellular component (GO): cell surface
Source: RefSeq, a predicted model, not a curated record